Molecule: messenger RNA, 1303 nt
Organism: Gadus chalcogrammus (walleye pollock)
Lineage: Eukaryota; Metazoa; Chordata; Actinopteri; Gadiformes; Gadidae
Product: L-rhamnose-binding lectin SML-like
Exons: 9
Coding region: 62-709 (215 amino acids)
Molecular function (GO): carbohydrate binding
Source: RefSeq, a predicted model, not a curated record
CCGUGUCCCUUUGGGGAAGCAUUAGCAGCCCUGCUGAGCUCCCAACAACACCUCUGGAACCAUGCUCAGCUCUCUCCUGCGCUCAGCGCUCGUUUUGGCAGCAGUCUGCUGUCUUACAAGUGCAGAGAGCGUCAUCACCUGUGAGAACCGGAUGCAGCGACUGAGUUGUGAUCACGGAGUGGUCAGUGUGCUCACAGUGGCCUACGGACGGACUAACAGACGGACCUGUAGUGAAGGCCGGCCCCCAGGACAGCUGGAAAACACUGAAUGCUCUCAAACAAGCGCUCUGGAAGCCCUUGCAAACAGGUGUAACGGUAAGAAAGUCUGUGAGGUGGACAAAGCGAUCUUCAGUGACCCCUGCCCUGACACCUACAAAUACAUCCAAACCACGUACACCUGCCUCCCUGCACAUCAUGUCGUCGCUUGUGAGGAUUCGGAGGUGGAACUCUUCUGUGACAGCGGCCAGACGAUAGCGCUCAUUGGAGCGUUCUAUGGGCGCGCCGACCGAACCACCUGUAUACAAGGUGUUCCUGACGGGAAAUUCAAUAACAUCACCUGCUUUACUCCUACUGCGAACCAAGUUGUAACUGAAAGGUGUAACGGUAAAAGCCGUUGUAGCGUCUAUGCGGUGAACUCAGUGUUUCAGGAUGCCUGUUCUGGGACCGCCAAGUACAUGGAACUGGCUUAUAGCUGUGAAUAUCCCCUCUGAGGAGAGCAGCAAGCCUACACGACAAAUACCAACAUCUGGAGACGCAUGCCCCCCCCUCCAGCUCUCCACCUGAUGAAUGAAUCUUGAUCUUGCUUUCUGCUUUUUGCACUAAAUGAUUAUUACAACAUUCAAACUCAGGCUCUCAUGCAGUCAUGUGUGUUGUGAAACAAAGAACAUAAGUGCAUACAAGUAGGCCUUCAUAUACUACCAGUGAGAACUUUUGAUGCCUUUACCGAUCCAUUUACACCAUUCUAUGUCGAGUAGAUUGACCUUCUGAGGUCGGAGGUUAUCAAGGCCUUUUUAUUAAAGCCUUAUUAUUAAAGCAUGCUACUGUUUGGUUUCAGCACGAUCUCAUCUAUAUAGCCAGACUUCUUCCUUCCCUGAGAUACUAAUGCAACACAGUGGAUUAGUAUCUCACUUUGAAAAUCCCUUCAAAUAAAUAUUCUCUUCAAAAUGAAAAACAUAGAACUCUUAAAACCGUUAUGAGUCCAUAAAGAUUGAUCUCAGCGGUGUAGAAAUGAUCGUAUAAAAAUAUGUUGGAAUAAACUGGAGGGGACUUCCUCUGUGGUCUCUGGUAAAACGUAUAAAACGUUG